CGUGGGCCACCCAGGGACCCCCUCAUGGGUGCAGCUCGGGGAAGACACUACAGCUGGGUCCAUAUGGCAGCGGAGAUGGUGGACCCUACGGUACCUGGCUGCCGACUAGCCGACUCGGCCGGCCAGGCAAGCCUAACGAACCCACACGCCCGACACGCCCCACUGUGUCCUCAGCCCCGGAAGCGGAACUGCCUGCGCGUGGAGGGCGGGACCAGCACCGCCUACUAUUGGCCGCCCGCGGUUGUGGCGUUCUUCUCCUGCCGCGCGUUGAUUGGCCGCGGAACGUCAACGCUCGGUAUUUGAAUCUGGGGCGGGCUCAGCGGACGGCAGUCACGAACUGCGAAAGCAGAGUUUGUUGGGAUUCCUACGCCUCGGUUUCUCCAGCUCGGAGACCCAGCGUAGAGCAGGGGCGGUGCGGGCCCAGGGCCCCUCAGCAGUAGGCAGAAUGAGCCUGCAUAUCUUAAAUGAUGAAAAUGUCCCCAGUGAAGAGAGUUCAGAAAGCUGUAACUUCCUGUUUUCACAACCGGAACUUACCGGAAGAUCCUCUAUUCUUCGUCCAUCACAGAAAGAAAAUGUGCCACCCAAGAACCAGACUAAAGCUGCAAAAGUGACUUUUCAUACACCUCUUCGGGAUCCACAGACACACAGGAUCCUAAGUCCUAAUACGACCAGCAAACUUGAGACUCCUUUUGCUCUGGACAAUAUUGGAUUAGAAAACAAUAGCUUCGUCUGCUUACAAAAGAAGAGACUGGCAGAGAGAACUGGCCUCCAGCCUCUCCUGAAGAAAUCAGAAGCCAGCCAGGAGCAGGCCCCCAAAGAAGCAGAAGAAAGAGAUGGGACAAGAGAGAGAAAUGAAUGUCCCCAGCCUGCUUCUUGGGGCUCUUACCACCUUAACCAGGAAAAACUGGAUGACCCAAACUUCACCCUAUUUGGAGGUGACUCCAAGUAUAAUGUCAAAAUGACCAAGCUUCCACAAAGUUCCAAGAGCAGGUUGGCCUUGCAGCUAAGUGCUAGGCCUACAGAUGUGGAGAACUCUCCAAGCCAUCAGCUGCCUUUAGCUCCAGUGGAUGAUGCACCUGUGGUUCAGAUGGCAGCUGAGAUCCUAAGAGCAGAAGGUGAGGUCCAGGAGGUAAUCUUGAAUUCCUCAAGCACUUCAGCUUCUACAAGUUUUCUGGACAAUGUACUGGUCGAACCUCCUGUUGGGCCAGUUCUGGAGCCUUCUCAUCAGGGACCAGAGCCUAUCAUGGGUCGUGACCUCACCCCUCCUACUGGGCCAGUGCUGGAGCCUGCUCAUCAGGAACCAGAGCCUAUCAUGGAUCAUGACCUCACCCCUCCUACUGGGCCAGUUCUGGAGCCUUCUCAUCAGGAACCAGAGCCUAUCAUGGGUGGUGACCUCACCCCUCCUACUGGGCCAGUGCUGGAGCCUGCUCAUCAGGAACCAGAGCCUAUCAUGGGUCGUGACCUCACCCCUCCUACUGGGCCAGUGCUGGAGCCUUCUCAUCAGGGACCAGAGCCUAUCAUAGGUAGUGACCUCACCCCUCCUACUGGGCCAGUGCUGGAGCCUGCUCAUCAGGGACCAGAGCCUAUCAUAGGUGGUGACCUCACCCCUCCUACUGGGCCAGUGCUGGAGCCUGCUCAUCAGGAACCAGAGCCUAUCAUGGGUCGUGACCUCACCCCUCCUACUGGGCCAGUGCUGGAGCCUUCUCAUCAGGGACCAGAGCCUAUCAUGGAUUGUGACCUCACCCCUCCUACUGGGCCAGUGCUGGGACCUGCUCAUCAGGGACCAGAGCCUAUCUUAGACCCAGAGAAAGAGAUUUUCAGAGACCCAGCAGAAGUUCUAGGUACUGGUGCUGAAGUGGAUUAUCUGGAGCAGUUUGGAACUUCCUCGUUUAAGGAGUCAGCCUGGAGGAAGCAAUCUUUGUACUUGAAAUUUGAUCCCCUCUUGAAAGAGAGCCCUCUGCAGCCAAUGACAGUGGUCCCAGUGACAAAUAGUAUACAGAAUGCAGAUGAGGCUGGCUCAGGAAAUCCAAUGGAAGGCAAUCUUGUGGACUUAGAUUUCUUGGGAGCUCUGGAUGUUCCUGUGCCAGGCUCACCCUUGGGUGGCCUUGAGCCAAGAGGUCUCCUUCCUGCUGAGCCUAUUGUGGAUGUGCUACGGUACAGCCAGAAAGACCUGGACACAUUGGUGAAUGCGACACAACAGGAGAACUUGGAGCUGAGAAAGAAGUAUGAGGACCUCAACACAAAGUACUUGGAGAUGGGGAAGAUCGUGGAUGAGUUUGAGAAGAUCGUAUACAAUUCAAUAGUGGAGGCUGAGAAACAGAAGGAACUUGCAGAGGACAAAAUCAAAAAGGUUCUAAAAGAGAGAGACCAACUUACCACAGACCUGAGCUCCCUGGAAAAGUCCUUCUAUGACCUUUUCAAGAGAUUUGAGAAGCAGAAAGAAGUGAUUGAAGGCUACCGCAAGAAUGAAGAUUCACUGAAGAAAUGUAUCGAGCAAUACAUAGAAAAGAUUGAAAAGGAAGGCCAGAGGUACCAGGCACUGAAGGCCCAUGCAGAAGAAAAGCUCAAGCUAGCAAACGAGGAGAUCGCCCAAGCACAUAGCAAGGCGCUAGCUUUCCAGGCAAGCCUGAAGAAGGCACAGAUGCAAAUCCAUUCACUGGAGAAGACUGUGGAAUGCAAGACUAAAGAAAAUGAUGAGCUGACCCAGCUCUGUGAUGACCUCAUCUCUAAGGUGAAGAACUGACUGCAGCCAGCCACCACCAACCCACUGUCCGCCCAUUUCUGUGUCUGUCUGAUUUGUCUUUUGUGUGUGGUCUUUAACCCCUGUUCAUUUCUAAGUUACAUUACUUUGAAGACUAAAGUUUCUUAAUUUCAAAUUCAAA
Mesocricetus auratus (golden hamster) is the source of this 2882-nucleotide messenger RNA. RefSeq names its product transforming acidic coiled-coil containing protein 3 (gene Tacc3). Bases 446 to 2743 code for a protein of 765 amino acids. The transcript is spliced from 16 exons. Gene Ontology annotation, cellular component: cytoplasm. Gene Ontology annotation, biological process: cerebral cortex development; mitotic spindle organization; cell population proliferation. The record is from RefSeq and is a predicted model, not a curated record. Lineage: Eukaryota; Metazoa; Chordata; Mammalia; Rodentia; Cricetidae.